AGUUAUAAUUCAUUUGUUGAAGAUUUUGUAGAUGCACCUGCUAUUUUAAUUAAAGAAUUAAUACCAUCUACAAAAGUAUAUUAUCUAAUGUCGGAUCAUAAGAAUUUAAUUGCUGAAACCAAAAGUCUUCAAAUACAUGUUGAAUAUUUGAUAACUGAAUCUAAUAAAGAAAGACCUAAUUAUACUUCAAUAGUUUUAAAUCAUAUUAAAGAAUUGGAUGAUAUUACAAUUAAUUUUACAUUUUCUGAUGCAAGUUAUUAUUAA
Molecule: messenger RNA, 264 nt
Organism: Cetraspora pellucida
Lineage: Eukaryota; Fungi; Glomeromycota; Glomeromycetes; Diversisporales; Gigasporaceae
Source: the annotation of a GenBank genome assembly